This is a messenger RNA of Triplophysa rosa, 2385 nucleotides long. RefSeq names its product limb and CNS expressed 1 like (gene lix1l). The transcript is spliced from 6 exons. Gene Ontology annotation, biological process: autophagosome maturation. Gene Ontology annotation, cellular component: cytoplasm. Lineage: Eukaryota; Metazoa; Chordata; Actinopteri; Cypriniformes; Nemacheilidae. Bases 9 to 1064 code for a protein of 351 amino acids. The record is from RefSeq and is a predicted model, not a curated record.
UGGAAACAAUGGAGUCACUUCGCCAUCAGCGUUUACAGCCCGGUAUCGGAUACGGAGCGAGCGCGACCGGGACUCUUCGGUCCCUGCGACCCGGUGUAACAGGCACCCUUCCUUCGGCACAGCCUGCACACAUGUCGGUGUCCGCUUCUCCGGGGCCGCCGCCACCACCGCCGCCCCUUCAGCUCCACAGCCUGAUGGGAAGCGGGUUCGGUUCGAUGGACAUGUCGUCGGGUCUGGGUCUGUCCAAUCCCACCAACCCUGCGGUGCUGAGAGAAGCAGUGGACGCGGUGGUCCGGAGCUUUGCGAAACACACGCAGGGAUACGGCAGGGUAAAUGUUGUGGAGGCGUUACAAGAGUUCUGGCAGAUGAAGCAAUCACGGGGGGCUGAUCUGAGAAACGGAGCGCUCGUUGUUUAUGAGAUGGUCCCGUCUAAUAACCCCCCCUACAUCUGCUACGUCAGUCUUCCUGGGGGCAGUUGCUUCGGGAGUUUUCAGUUCUGCCCAACCAAAGCUGAAGCCAGACGGAGCGCAGCCAAAAUCGCCCUGAUGAAUUCUGUUUUCAAUGAACAUCCGUCUCGACGCAUCACAGAUGAAUUCAUCGAGAAGAGCGUCUGUGAGGCUUUAGCUUCUUUUAACGGGAACAGAGAAGAAGCUGAUAACCCAAACACUGGCAUUGGUGCUUUUCGGUUCAUGUUAGAGUCGAACAAGGGGAAGUCAAUGCUGGAAUUCCAGGAACUGAUGACGGUUUUCCAGCUCCUUCACUGGAAUGGCAGUCUCAAAGCCAUGAGAGAAAGACAGUGUUCCCGUCAGGAAGUGCUUGCUCAUUACUCUCACCGAGCGCUGGAUGAUGACAUGCGCACACAAAUGGCCGCCGACUGGGUCAGCCGAGAACACACUUUAUCCGGGACCAUUACCCGAGAGCUGGCUGCUACGGAGCGUGAACUAGAGGAUGCUCGUCUGGCCGGACGAGAGCUGCGCUUUUAUAAAGAAAAGAAGGACAUUCUGCUGAUGGCAGUGGGGCAGUUAGGUGGCUCCAAUACUACAACUCUGCCCUGCAAAUGCUGAAGACCAUGAAGAUGUGUGACGCGGCAUAUGAUUGUGACAGAGAAGCCAAUAGAGAAGUCUCAGCACUCCAAAACUGACUUUUAAAACCUGUGUGUGUGAGUGAGGAGGCAAGAAAAAACCCAGCAUUUUAAUCAAACGUCAAUGAAUCAUCAGAGGUGAUGAAAGAACAUUGUAACAUUUUUAGGGAAGAAUGUUUAUAAUGAUCUGAACAAUUAAUGCAUUUUAAAAACCAAGCACUAUAUUGCUACCUUAUAACUAUAUCAGUAUUAUCCACCGGUAUAACUGUCAUUGAUUGACUUUACUGGCAUUUGGACUUAUUGUGUCUUGAGUUGGAGGAGGCUAUGUUCGGAAUAGCAUACUUCCAUGAUGCUCUUACUAUUUACACCGUUUUACUACAACUACAAAAUGUUAUGAAAUUAUUCCUAUUGUUUCACUUAAUAUUUUAAAUAAAUGUUUGGCAAUAUACAUUAUAUAAUGCACAGCAUAUAGUAAAUAGUAAGGUAGCAUUCUAUUCCAAACAUAACCUCAGUUUUGAGGCCUUUCUAAAAAUCUUUGCAUUGUAGCUUUCUUUGAUUCUGUAAUGCAUGGGUGCUGCUCUUUCGCCCAUUCAGUACAUGCAGAUUUUUAUGUUCUGCAUUAAACAGGCUCAUCAUAGGUGCAUUUAUUUGUCACAUAUGUGUUUUAGAAUAUGAAUAUAUAAGCAUUUGUUUUUUUAGUUAAUUUUAAGCGCAUAACAUUUAUAGUUAUUCCGACUUUUUUAACGACGAGACAAGACUUUUUAUUUGUUUGCCUUCCGUUACAUUCGUGAUUGUAGAGCGUCAAUGCUCAUUUCAAGGCAACAUUUAAUUUCUACCUCCUUGCUGAAAGCUUUUGAACAUUUAUCACACAUACACAUGCAGAUUGUUUUUUGUGCAAGAUGAGCAAUGGAUAAUGGUUUGGCUGAGGGGCUUCCCUCAGAAGCAGAAAUAAACCAUUGAUGGCUCUUAUAGACACUUUUUAAACAAACAAUGUUCAGGUCCUUAUGAUUCUGAAAAUCAGAGUUUUGAAAGCCCCAAUUGUAUUUUGUUUGUAUUUCAUUGUUUAAAAAUGAGAAGGUAUCAUAUUCAUGUAUGUAUUGAAAUGUAAAUUGCAUAAACAUUUCAUACAAUUUUAUACAAAAUGUCUGUUCUUUCCUUGCUGUGUGUUUAUUUUUUUACAAACUUGUUUACCAAAUUAAUUUUGUAUUAAUACUCAAGGUAGUGAAAUUACAUCAGUGCAUGUGAAACAUUUUAUACAUUUUGUAUUUGUUUUGUAUGAGUAGUUUAAAUGCCAUUUUAACUGU